AUGGCCUUCGUGCCACCGAAGAGGAAGAAGAACAAGAAAUCCCUGGUGCAGAGAGGCAGCCAAACGCAGGCCAGACCCUUAUCAGCUGGCAGAGCUAUUCCUAGCACCUUUGAAGUGAAACCUGAUGAAGUCAGGUCUAAAGAGACUGCAACAUGUGGUGAGGAGUGUCCUGAACCAAAACAGACAGUAGAAGAGACACCAAAUGUACCACAGGGACCAGGACCAUAUUUUUAUAUUGGUGGAUCUAAUGGAGCUGGGCUGGUGAGCAUCUACUGCCAGAGACGAGGCUGGCAGCGUAUCUAUGACAACAGAAGAGAGGAUUAUGCACUGAAAUGGUGUGAGACCAAGUGCCGAGAGACCUAUAACAGCUUCAAAGAAGGUGAGCAGCUUCUCUACCAGAUUCCCAACAACGGAAUCCUCACCACCAAGAUAGGUCUCCUAAACUGCCUGAGAGAACAAGAGCGGGUGAUGAACAAGAUCACCUGGAGCUCUAAUUACAAGUUUCUGAAGAUGGAAGACUUCUUCCCAGAAUCUUUUCGUCUGGACUUAAAAGAUGAAAGGAAUGCCUUUUUUGAGCUUUGCCAAGAAGGAGAUAUUUGGAUCUGCAAACCAACUUGCUCUAACCAAGGCCGAGGGAUUUUCCUUCUGAAAAAUAAAGCUGCUGUCACCACCUACCAGGCCAAGCUCCACAGCACGGAGGAAGACCAACUCAGUAAGAAGGGCUCGUGCAAGGUUCCUCAGGCCAGAAUAGUGCAAAGGUACAUUCACCAGCCUCUGCUCCUAGAAGGCAAGAAGUUUGACGUCCGGUCCUACCUCCUCGUUGCCUGCACGGCACCCUACAUGUUGUUUUUUGCCCAAGGUUAUGUCCGGUUGACCUGUACCUGUUACGAUGCUGCUUCGGAUGAUCUGACGGCUCAUCUGACUAAUCAGUACAUGCAGAAGAAGAACCCCCUGUACAACCAGCUGAAAGAGGAGACAAUCUGGCGGAUGGAGCAAUUCAACAGCUACGUUAAUGAGAAGUUCAGGAAAGCCAAGGGUCUCCCCAAGGACUGGGUUUUCACUGUGUUUACUAAAAGGAUGCAGCAGAUCAUGGUGCAGUGCUUCCUGGCAGCCAAGCUCAGGCUGGAGCGCAAGCUGGGCUACUUCGAUCUCAUCGGCUGUGACUUCUUAAUUGAUGAAAACUUUAAGAUCUGGCUGCUGGAGAUGAAUGCAAAUCCAGCGUUGCACACCAACUGCAAGGUCUUGCGAGACAUCAUUCCCACCAUAGUCUACGAGAGCCUUGAUCUGGUUCUGGAGCUUUUCAACAAGUGCCUCAAGGGCCAGAGCCUUUUGCCUUUAGAGACCCUUGGCCAUUUUGUGCUUCUCUACAAGGAAGACGCUGCAGCCCCUGGUCAGAAAGCGGUGAAGCUCAGAACGUCCCCCUGCAUGGGCAGAUACCUGAGACCAUGUGCAAGCAGCCCCAGCCUCUUUGGCCAGAGCUCUGCCAAACCAUUGGAGAACUCUUCCAAGAAACUUCCAUCCUCUGGAGAAAAGGUUGGCAUCUUGCACAACCGGCAUUGCCAACAGACCCCAGUCUGGGGACCGGAGCAGGUUCCUGCGGACACGGGAUCGCGCCGGAGCAUGGGAUGCUGCGGCCUGAGGCAGGCUGGGUCUGCAGGAAUGGGCCAGGACGAGGUGGAGCUGCUCAAGACAGGAGCUACUCAAGGCAGGAGCAGAAAGUGGUCCAUUUCAGAAGGCCAGAGUGAGGGAUUCCUCCAUCCUAAGGAUCCUGUGUCCCCAACAGAGACACCAGAUGGUCUCCUUCCUCUUGCUGGGAUGCGCGUGAGAAAGGUAGUGAGUGCAAUCAGCAACACAUUUGAAAUCGCUGGAUCCAUGAUAGAAUCUAGACUCAUCUGCUGCCAGAAUUCAGCUGACUUGGACAUGUGGGUUCAGCACCUCCAGCACCAAAUUGAGAAGGCAAAUGCUAACUGCCCCACCAGUCACAACAGCAUCAUCUCUUUUCUGAAAUCCGAGGAAAGACUGCUGAUCCUGUUCCCAGAAGAUCUGCUUUUCCUCUCUGUAGAUAAGGAGAGGACUACAAUUACGUAUGAGGGAAAACUCCCCAUAACGGGCAUCCAGGCAAAGCAUAAACCAGCUAUGCUGGGGGGGCUACAGUUUGAAAUUACAGGCAGCCUAACAGACCCGAUCCUGAUCAUCUGUUCUACAGCAGAGGAUUACGAAAAAUGCCUCUUCUACCUCCAGAAGGUGGAGGAAAACCUGGAUACUCCGACUCUUCCACCACCACCUGCCAUCCCUAAGAAAUCCCGGCGAUAUCCAAAGUAG
This is a messenger RNA of Tinamus guttatus (white-throated tinamou), 2322 nucleotides long. It is a transcript of the gene TTLL10, whose product is annotated as tubulin tyrosine ligase like 10. Gene Ontology annotation, biological process: protein polyglycylation. The record is from RefSeq and is a predicted model, not a curated record. Lineage: Eukaryota; Metazoa; Chordata; Aves; Tinamiformes; Tinamidae. Gene Ontology annotation, molecular function: protein-glycine ligase activity, elongating.